Messenger RNA from Hemicordylus capensis (graceful crag lizard), 4857 nucleotides. It is a transcript of the gene DEPDC1B, whose product is annotated as DEP domain containing 1B. Lineage: Eukaryota; Metazoa; Chordata; Lepidosauria; Squamata; Cordylidae. The record is from RefSeq and is a predicted model, not a curated record. Gene Ontology annotation, biological process: intracellular signal transduction; positive regulation of Wnt signaling pathway. The transcript is spliced from 11 exons. Bases 232 to 1848 code for a protein of 538 amino acids.
AGAACAUGUGCCGGAGGCGGACCUAUAUUUUAUUCCCCGCCCCCCUUAACCCGUUAGGGAGGGGAGAGGUUAAGAUGCGUUCUUUAAAGAGCCGCCUCCAAUCGGAUGCUUCCAAAGAACCGCGUGACCAAAACUCGGCCCAAUCAGAAUUUUCUCGCUUCCGAUUCAAACUUUUGCCUGGAAGGGGUGCUGUAGCUUGUGCGCCGGUCGCCGUGGAAACAGGCCGCUGUUAUGAGUGUCGCUGUGUCGUGGCGGCCCAUGGAACCCCGACUUGUGGGGCCUGGGCCCUAUCGGGCGACUCGGCUGUGGAAUGAGACUAUUGAGCACUUUCGAGGUGGGAUGCCAUUACGCAAGCAUCGUUGUCACUUCAAAAGCUAUGAGCAUUGCUUCACCGCUUCAGAAGCCGUGGAUUGGCUACACAGUCUGCUAAGGCACAACCAGAAUUUUAGCCCAGAAGUAACUCGUACUCAAACCGUUCAGCUCCUUAAAAAGUUCCUGAAGAAUCAUGUUAUUGAAGAUAUCAAAGGGAGAUGGGGCAAAGAAGAUUUUGAGGACAACAGUCACUUAUAUAGGUUUCCUCCCUUCUCACCAUUGAAACCAUAUCCUAAACGAUCUUCAUACCGAAAAGAAAUUGUUAAAUUUCCAAACUGGAAUGACCUUGAAAGAGAUAGUUUCCAGGAACACAUUCCAGUGAAACCCAUUGUCUUGAAUUCUGAAAUGUGGUUCAAACGUCACAGUAUAGCAAUUGGAGAAGUACCGACAUGCAGACUUGUUCACCGCCGUCAAUUAUCGGAGGCAAAUCUAGAAGAGAUAUGGAAAUCCAUGACAUUGUCACACUUGCAAAAAGUGUUAGGCUUGGAUUCUUUGGAUGACAUGCUGGACACUAAACUUGUGAAUCCAAAGCACAUAAUCCAGAAUGUAUAUCAUGUCAACAAGCAGGGAGUUGUCAUUUUGGAAGAUAAAUCAAAGGAGCUGCCUCACUGGGUGCUGUCGGCAAUGAAGUGUCUGGCAAACUGGCCCAGGUAUCCAGAUGUGAAACAGCCGACUUACUCAGGAUUUGAAAGAGAUGUCUUCAGAACCAUAGCAGAUUACUAUGGCCAUAUGAAAGAGCCUCUUCUAACAUUUCAGUUUUUUGAUGUCUUUGUCAGUGUGCUAGGUCUUCAACAGAAAGAGAAACUGGCCAUUGAAGCACUACAAGUUUGCUGCAUCCUUUUGCCACCGGAAAAUCGUCGAAAACUACAUCUACUGAUGACUAUGAUGGCUAGAAUCAGCGUAAAUAAGGAUCUGCCCCCUCUCUGCGAUGCAGUAGGCACAAGAAUACUGAUGGUUCAAGCUUUUUCUCGCUGUAUUCUUUGUUCCAAGGAUGAAGUGGACUUAAAUGAGCUACUAGCUACUAAACUAGUGUCAUUCUUGAUGGACAACUAUCAAGAGAUCUUAAAUAUUCCUUCUGCUUUGAGAGCUGCAGUAGAGGAUCGCAUAGCUCAUCUCCAAAGGGUCCAGAUAAAAUAUCCUGGAGCUGAUACUGAUACAACUCUGCCGGCUCCAUCAUUCUGUCACCAAAUCAGCACUGAUGAAUUUGAACAUCAAAGAACCAACAGCUGUCAAGAACCACUGGUGGGUUUAUUGGAAGAAAUAAUAACGGAUACAAAAACCUCCAUCAAAGAAAAGAAGAAGAAGUUGAAACGGUUCCAGAAAUCUUAUCCUGAUGUCUACAAGAAGCGAUUUCCUACUUCUGAAAGUGAAGCAGUUUUGUUUCCAGAAAAGAGUAAACAGAAACCAACACUGUUGGCGUGGGCAUUGAAAAGGCCUUUCCAACCAUUUCAAAGAACAAGAAGUUUUCGGAUGUAAGGCUAUGAAUGAACCACAUCUUGAUAAUGAUCAAAUUUGUACAACAGGAAUAGCUGGAAAUCCUGAAAUUACUGAAAUGUCUUUAAACGGGGAAGAGAAUUGGGGCAGCAAACUGCUAUGCUGAGCCAUUGUCAGUAUUUUAUUUUUUUUAAUCUAUUGUCUUUUUUUAAAAACCCCCACACAAAGUCAAGGUUGGCUAACGGCAUGUAAUAACUACUGCUUUGAUUGUCAUUUUAUGAGUUGGAAAAGUGUUAGCCUUAAGAGAAGGGUAAACUGUGUAUGCUAAGCACUGUUGAACUUCUGAAGGGUGUAUAAAUACUUGAAUGAACUUGAAACACUGGAUCUUGUUCUGCCUGGCUCUCUGUAGAUCAGAUAGCCAGCUAAAUGUUGUACAACUGAUUUCAACAAGGGGCAGAAAGCUUCUCUUCUCAGUUACGUGCCUGAGACUGAACAUUGGCCGACAUCCAGAGCAGCAUAAUGCAUGGAGGAGAAAGUUGCGCUAGCGCCAAGCUGUUGCUCUAGUUCAGUGAUCUUUACUAUUUUUCAAGCUGGGGCCACAUUGAAAAACCCUUCAGUAGGAUAUCCAUUUCCCACCAUACUGCCCUCCCAGGCAGUGCUGUGCUUUCUCCAAGGCCAGUGGGGCUCCUUUAAAGAAAGUGUCUAUUGAGCCUCCAUACCAUCUUGGAAGGCAUGCGUGGAGUAUUGGGGAGUGUAGUCCUCCACAUCCUUUCCCCAUAGAAUUGUAUGAGAGAAGCGUUGAGAAGAACUACCCUUCCUAGUGCUCUGUGCGCUCCUUCCAGGAUGGUGCUGGGCCUCAACAGGGCUCCUUUUGUCUUAGGAGCCUCACUGGCACUCAGCAAGGCACAGCACUGCUUGUACAGGCCUAAUAUACAAUUCAUCAGAGAGCUGCACUGGGGUGUGCACGGAACUGGCUGGCCCGGUUAGAAUCUGGACCGGGCCAGUUCGGUCCGGCACCCCCGCAAACCCCCAUCCUGAUUUAGUUCGGUUCGGGGGGCGGGGGUCAUGAUUUUUAUUUUUGUAAAUCUUUUUUUAAAAAAAAACUUACCCUCUCCAAGGGACUUGCACUAGGUGAUGGUAGGUCCGCGGGGUUUCCCCCUUCCCCCCGCCAGUCUCCUUGCCUCCCCAACAGGCCUGUUUGGCUAGCCGUCCCCCUCUGGCAUGGCAGCCAUUCUGGCGGCCGCUGUGCCUGUGCGAUCAGCCUCUGCAUGGCAGGCCAUUUUGGAGGCCGGUUGUGCAGGCGCUGCGGCCUCCAAAAUGGCCACCACGCCGGAGGGGGAAGGCCGACCAAACGGUUUGGGAAGCAAAGAGGCCAAUGGGGGGAAGGGGAACCCCUGCAGACCCACAACCACCACCUAGAGCAAAUCCCCCGGAGAGGGUAAGUUCUAAAAAAAAUUUUUUUUUAAAUUUACAACAUACUAAAAAAAUAAAUAAAUCUGCAAACAGCCGGGGGGCAAUUCAGUCCAGGGUCGGACCGAACAGGGGAUGGUUCAGUUCAACCAUGAACAGUCAAACUGAACAGGUUCAGCAUUGAACACAUUAGACGUCGAACCUGUUUGUACAUCACUAAGCUGCACUCACAGUUGUUGGGAGCUGCCAUUGGCUCCCAGGCCUCGCAAAGAAGAAUGCUGCUCUAGCUGGUUGCACUAAGUCUGGACAUUGCCUUCCAGACUAGUUCUGCACAACUACAAGACUGCUUGCUGUUGUAUAACAGUUGUGCAUCUGCAGCAUGCCUCGUUUGGGAACAUUUGCACAAUAGUGCUAUGGCACAAUUCUGCAAAUCUCAAUUUUUAGCGCAACAAAGCCACAUUCUUGCCCUAGCUCAACUGUGCUCAUUCCGCAUGCAGUUCAUUCCUCUGGAUGUCAGCCACUCAUUUCAGAAAGGGACUUUGAAAUGCACAUGUUCAGCCUGUGGUCUUGAGUAUAUAUUGCCACACCACUUGUGGAGAUAUAUUUUGGUUUGUGGGGUAGAUAGAAAAAAUGUAUUCUGGUGUUUCCUGUCUUGCAUACUUGCAUGCGUGUGUGUAUGAAUUGUUUGUCACAGCCUGGAGUGUGUGCCUGGAUUGCUUUAUCUGUUGAGAGCUGUGCAUUAUCUCUUGUGCAUGUAGGCUUCUGUAGAUAUUGUUUGGGGUGGGGAGGGGAGUAAGAAGAUCGCCCACUUGGAGCUAUUCUGUUGCAGGUGCUUUCGGUAUUUGCCUUCUGCAGCGGAGUGUAACAGAGCAGAAAUUUUGGCUUGUUAUUGAACAAAGUUACUAAGGUUUAUUACUUAACUAUUACCAGAUUAUAAACAACAGUUGUACUCUGAGUGAAAGAUCAUCCUAACAGAAAAAUAAUAGUUUCAAGCAUCCCGUAAGAAAUACAAACUGACCAAUCAGUCUACAGCACUGAUAAUUGACACGAACAUUAUAAACACUUGCACAAGCAUGCAGAUAUGCAUAUAAUACAUCAGAGGCAAGAACAAAGACCAUGUAGAUACAUGCACAUAAAUCCCAAAACCUUCCAGUCCUGCAUUUGCUGCAGAGAACCCAAGGCUACAAUAUAAUCUGAUUGUGAUGCUGCUGAUUCUGCCUCUUUUCCACCUCCCUUUUGUCCCCACUAGAAUAUCUGUUGUUAUUGAUACUGCCGGGAGAACAUGACUGAGUGAUAGGCUCAGGUUCCUUAGUGCCCCUGACACUACUGAUGCCAAGAAAUGCAAUUACUGUACUAUUGUAACUACUUUAUCCUGCCCUUUCUCCAAGGAAGUCAGGGCAGGGUUCAUACCACUACAGAAACUUGCAUUGUGGGUGUUUAAGCUGCAUGUGAUGGGUCUUUCCCCCCUUAUAAAAGUAGAGGUACUGUAUAUAGGAUGCAAUCAUAAUGAAAGGUGAGGCACAAGAUUUGGGCAAUGUGACUGCUGUGCAGAAUAGAUUUUGGACUGUAAAUGUAUGUUUUGCACGUACCCAAAUUGCCAUGUCUAAAACAUUUCAGGCAAUAAAUCUUUCAUGGUUUUCA